Nicotiana tabacum (common tobacco) is the source of this 467-nucleotide messenger RNA. The record is from RefSeq and is a predicted model, not a curated record. Lineage: Eukaryota; Viridiplantae; Streptophyta; Magnoliopsida; Solanales; Solanaceae.
GUGUGAUAUUACGAUGUCGUCGCAUUAAAACUUAUCGACGACGUCUUAAUCCCCGUUCAAUUAUUCAGGGUUUUACUGCUCCAAUUACAAAAGAAGUGAGAAAAACCGCAAGAGAAUAAUCAGUGUGAAAGUGCGAAGGACUCUCUACGGAGAUGGCGGCAAGUGGUGUAACGGAGAGAAGGGGAAUACCGGCGGCAGCAUUUGUAGAAGACGUACUGUCGUAUCUCAAUGAAUCUGCUCUCGAUGUCAACUCUGCUCUUGCCUUCCUCCAAGAAAGACUUCAGCAGUACAGAGUGGUUGAGAUGAAACUUCUGGCUCAGCAGAGGGAUCUUCAGGCAAAGAUUCCUGAUAUAGAGAAAUGCUUGGACAUAGUUGCUACUUUGCAAGCUAAGAAGGACAGCGGUGAGGUUUGUUCUAGUGCUAUGCUUUUAAUUAUUCGUUUUUAUUUUUGAUUUAUAAAAUUUUAA